GUAAAGGAGCAGAAGAAGAGGAGGAACAAGUAAUAAUGAUGAUAACAAGAACAGGAACAAAAAUGGUUGAACUUGAUGUGACGACGACGACGCCAGAGAGGAGAACCGCGAGCUACAGAGGAGUGCAAUUCCACAAAAAGACUGACAUUAAUGGCCAUGAGCUCCUAUUUGAUCAACUCCAACUAUGUGGACCCGAAGUUCCCACCGUGCGAGGAAUACUCACAGAGCGACUAUCUGCCCAGCCACUCUCCGGACUAUUACAGCUCCCAGCGGCAGGAGCCCGCCGCCUUUCAGCCGGACUCUCUCUACCACCACCCACACCAUCACCCACAGAACCACCACCAGAGAGCCGAGCCGCCGUACACGCCGUGCCAGCUUCCUGGGCAGCCCGCCUCGGUGGUGAUGUCCCCUCGGGGUCAUGUCGUCCUGCAGACAGACCCGGUCCCGGAGCUGAGCCACCACUCCUCCGACUCGGUGACACCCAGCCCGCCUCCGCCUGCGUUUUGCGGCCAAACGCCCCACAGCCAAAGCACUUCGUCCCCAACGAGCACUCGCAAGGACCCCGUAGUCUACCCGUGGAUGAAGAAAGUCCAUGUAAACAUCGUGAAUGCAAACUACACAGGCGGUGAGCCGAAGCGCUCGCGGACGGCCUACACGCGCCAGCAGGUCCUGGAGCUCGAGAAGGAGUUCCACUACAACCGCUACCUGACGCGCAGGCGCAGGGUGGAGAUCGCGCAUACGCUGUGCCUGUCGGAGCGGCAGAUCAAGAUCUGGUUCCAGAACCGGAGGAUGAAAUGGAAGAAGGACCACAAGCUGCCCAACACCAAGGUCCGCUCCGGGACCACCGGCAGCAACAACAACAACAACAACAUCACAAACUCGCAGGCUCUGAGCGGCUCCCAGCGGCCCCUAUAGCCCGGUUCUUUGGCUCUCUAGUCUGAUUAUUGGCCCUCCCUGGUUCCUAAAACUGAACGCCGAAGCGGCAGCAACGCUUGUACCCCACCGGAGCCUGCACUUUGGACCGGAAUAACGCCUUUUACUGUGGAGGGGAGGGAGGGCUCUGUCAUUGCCGCCUGUUCGGCCCUGAUCUGUGCUGAUGUUACACACUAUAAUAUAUGACGUGGGAGGGGGGAGGUGGGGGAUGUCCCAUUCAUAAAACAAUGAAACGAACAAAAAGUAGGCGAAGAAGAAGGAGACUGAACGAACUGUGAAAACGAUGCGGCCGCUUCUUUGCUUUUCAUCCCCUUCAUCCCUUCUCUCCCUCACUCUGCUUUUUAUAUUUCUCUCUUUUUAUACUCCUCUCUCUCUUCCUCUCUAUGACAGAGGAGCACGAGACGGUAUAGGCUGAGGAUAAUAUGCCCGCGUGCGUGUGGUUUCUUUUUUUUUUCCACCCGAGACUUUUUUUUUUUUUUUUUUUUGGUGAAGAUGGAUCCUCGUUUUCAUCUUUAAUCAUGCCAAACUCGGGCCCCAUUUGUCAUGUUUACUCUGCGGGUACAAAGCAAAGGGGUGAACCAUGCACCCUCCCCAAACCACUACUACCCCUCACCCUCACCCUCCCACCACCACCCCACCCCACGCACACACGCACGUGUAAUAAAUGGAUUUCGUCAGGAGCAGUAUUCUUACACCCCCGCCACACACACUCCGUCCGUCCGUCCUUAUAGUACUCUAUAACAUCCAAUAUAACCUCCGGUAUGAUCCAAAAUGACACCAGGCAGUUUUUCUGUCUUGCUGUUCUAAUUAUUAUUAUGACUGUUUUCUGUUUUGUUUCAUGAACAAAAUAUAGCUUUUUAAAAUUUUAAUUAUUUUUUUGAAUUCAGUGUUGAUUGUAAGACUUUAAGCGACUUUAUGCUGUUGUUGCUGAGACUGACAAGGAGCGUUUAUGUGGUCCGUUGAUUGUUCAUGUUGUGAUGUUGUAUACAGGGAAAAAACAGACUGACAGGGUGAUCCUGACAUAAAGGUAAAUUAAUAAGGGACGUACCAAACAGGGUUUAUAAAGCUGCCUAAACAAAAGGACACUAUAAUAUCCAAAACCAAACUCCUGGUACGAGUAGCUCAAGAACACACUAUAAACGCAGCACUAUAAUACAAUGUACUACCUAUUACCUCAGUUGUACUUAUAUAUAUUUUUUUUAUUUCGUUGGUCAUAUUUUUAUUUCCUCUUGCUCGUUCAAUGAAGUGACAGCUUUUUCGAGCUUUUUUUUAUAUUUUUGAAAUUUUGUGACGAGUUAUUAUAAUAAUUAUUAUUAUUACCUGCAAUACAAAAGAAGCGCUAUUCAUUUCUUGUAUGUGGAAAUUAAAAAAAAAAAGUUAUUUAAUUAUAAGACAGUCAGAAAGAUAAAAAAGCCUUUUAUUGCAUGUCUGAAUGGUGUUGAUUUAUUUUUCUAUUUUCUUCCUCCUUUUCUCCGCACAUUAAAUGCGCGCACACUUCUUCUUCUCCUCCUCUCUCUGUCUCCUUGUUUUUAGAUAUUUUAUUCUCUAAGUGUUUCUUUUUUUUAUUGAUGUUAUUUUAUUUACAUUCCAAAGAUCAGUAUCUAUCGUUAUUGAUGAUGAUGAUAAUAACAAUGAUGGUAUUGUUGAACAUGUGUUACCUCCUCCGAUAUGUAUGUUGCUCCUUUCUCUGCUUAUAUGCCUCCUCAGUGUCUACCUUCCUAUUAUUUGUAAAUAGUUCAUAGAAAUUUAAAUAAAUGGCUAAAAUGUUAUUUCUCUAUCCUUCUUCUCUUUUAUUUCCUCUCUCAAAAUUACCACUUCUUCAGAUUCUUCUUAAAAAAACCCAUAAUAUUAAAUAUUGUAAAAGACAAGAGUUAUGUCUAUGCUUUUAAAAUCGUUCAGAAGGAAUUAAUAAUCAGAUUUUUAAGAUUUUAUUUGUCUAAAAUAUGUAAUACCUCCACAGCAGGUCUGAAAAAAAAAAAAAAAACUUCAAUUUUUCCUCUUCUGGGCGUUUUAACGGGUGAAAGAUGGAUUUAAAGCAUGUAUACACGCUCCUCACAUGCACACACAAUAAAUAAUUUCGUUUAAUUUCACUGUUGGUUUUUGCCUCCAAACGCACAGAGACCUGUCUGGAGAAAUCAGCAGCCUGCGAUGAUUAAUCUGUCCCGGCCAUGAGUGAUCUUGGUACAUUACGUCCUGUAAUCUCGUUUUAAAUCACAAACCGUCCCUCCGUUUCACUCCCGUUCUCCCGUUAAUUUAACGGCUGCUCAGACGCGCUUGCACCGGCCCGACACAGAGAAUGCGCUCCUUCCUCCUCCUCCUCUUCCUCCUCCUCCUCCUCCUCCUCCUCCUCCCUCUUCUGAUUCUAACAAAAAAAAAAA
This is a messenger RNA of Sebastes umbrosus (honeycomb rockfish), 3311 nucleotides long. RefSeq names its product homeobox B4a (gene hoxb4a). Gene Ontology annotation, molecular function: DNA-binding transcription factor activity, RNA polymerase II-specific; RNA polymerase II cis-regulatory region sequence-specific DNA binding. Gene Ontology annotation, cellular component: nucleus. The coding region runs from base 151 to 915 and encodes 254 amino acids. NCBI's taxonomy places the organism in Eukaryota, Metazoa, Chordata, Actinopteri, Perciformes, Sebastidae. The record is from RefSeq and is a predicted model, not a curated record. Gene Ontology annotation, biological process: embryonic skeletal system morphogenesis; regulation of transcription by RNA polymerase II; anterior/posterior pattern specification. The transcript is spliced from 3 exons.